AGGCUUAUUAUGGACUUUUUAUACGUGGUAAACUCCAACCGAACGAAACGGUGUACCUCAGUUCUGGUACGAAUUACACGGUCUUAGCUGCCCUCAACAUCUUACAAAACAGCAACGUAAAAGUAUACGUUGGAGUGCAGAACGAAUCGCAAAGAAACUACUUACAAAAUAUGUACCCUAAGAUCCCCAAAGACAAUAUCGUCAACAGUCAGUUCGCAGAACAAGAAAUACUCGAGAAAACCAACGGAAAUGGUGUAAAUUUGAUCUUCAACACACUCGAGUCCACUCCAUUUAAACUACAGAGUUUCAUUCACACUGUGGCGGAAAGUGGACGUGUCGUAGAGUUUGAAAAACAAAAACAAGCGAUCGAAUCCAUUGGUAUAACCGGGAACCUGAAGAACAUUACAAUCAUAAAAAUGAACUUGAGGAGUCUGUUCCACGGGAAAUAUUCAUUACUCGAUAAACAGGAGCUCUACAAAUAUAUARCAAAUGGAAUCAAAACCGGUGAAGUACAGCCAUUGCCCACGACUGUGUACUCUUCUGACGAGAGUUUAUUAGAAGCUUUCGAAAAAACCGUAAGUUUCGACUAUUUUGGUAAAAUUGUAUUGAAAGUUCGCGAUGAAGAAUCAAAAAAAGUGGUCGUUCCGGCGCCCAAAAAAGUAUUGGCAGUACCGAAAACAUUUKUUGACCCAGAUAAGACUUAUGUCGUAAUCGGCGGUCUUAGCGACUUUGGUCUUCAAAUGGCCAACUUUUUGGUGACCAGAGGUGCGAAAAAAGUAGUAUUGGUGUCUAGCAGUGGAGUCCGUACCGGAUUCCAAUCGUUGUUCAUGCGUAGGUGGAAAGAAAAGAACAUCGAGGUUGCCAUUAUUGAAUACGAUACGACUAAGCCGGACGAAACCGAAGCGCUGUUGGAAGAAGCCAACCUAUUGGGACAGGUCGCCGGAAUAUUCCACGUGGAAGCUGUGUUACACAGCGUCUCAGCAUCGGAUUUGACUGUGGCAGAUUUCCGGUCAGYGUACAACCAAAAAGCCGCGUCCAUCAUCAAUCUCGACACGGCUUCCCGAAAACURUGUCCAAAUCUCAAAUACUUCUUCGUCUGGUCAUCGGCAACUUCUGGUCACGGAACAGCCGGCCAAGCUGACCACGGUUACACCGACUCGGCGUUAGGAAAGAUCUCUGAAGCUCGAAAAGCGGCCGGAUACCCAUCGGUAAUAGAUUUCAAAGUUUUUACUAACAUAAGRCGAACGCGUUUCGAGUUUACAAUAAUUACGUCCCGUCCAGUUUAAAAAUACAUUUAAAAU
Molecule: messenger RNA, 1301 nt
Organism: Diuraphis noxia (Russian wheat aphid)
Lineage: Eukaryota; Metazoa; Arthropoda; Insecta; Hemiptera; Aphididae
Product: fatty acid synthase-like
Biological process (GO): fatty acid biosynthetic process
Molecular function (GO): oxidoreductase activity; fatty acid synthase activity
Source: RefSeq, a predicted model, not a curated record